AUGGACUAUCAAAACCGCGCAGGCAACAAAGGCGCGGGUAUCGCCGAUGCGAGCCAGGCGGCGCUCGACCGGCGCGAGCGUCUGCGCAAGCUCGCGCUGGAAUCGAUCGAUAUUACCAAGGAUCCGUACGUCUUGCGGAAUUCGUCGGGCAACAUCGAGUGCCGCCUGUGCCUGACCGUGCACGCGAACGACGGUUCCUACCUCUCGCAUACACAAGGAAAGAAGCACCAGACGAACCUUGCGCGCCGCGCAGCAAAGGACGCCGAGGACGCGGAGCCGAGCCAUGUGCUGAUGGCGCCAAAGAACGAGGUGCCGAAAAAAUCGUUUGUGAAGAUCGGGCGCCCAGGCUACAAGAUCACCAAGAUCCGCGAGCCGUACGUCGAGGUGGCGACCGAGGCGGGAACGCAUCCGGCCGGCGGCCGCUUCGGCCUCUUGUUCCAGGUAAGCUUUCCCGAGAUCAAGGAGGGCGUCCUGCCUCUGUACCGCCUCAUGAGCUCGUUUGAGCAGCGCCAGGAGCCGCCGAAUCGCGCGUUCCAGUACGUGGUUAUCGCGGCAGAGCCGUACGAGACCAUUGCGUUCAAGGUGCAGAGCCGCGAAGUGGAUCGCGCCGAGACGCUGGUCGUCGAUGCGAUGCCUGCGCCCCAGCAGCACAAUGAGCCCGGCACUUGGAGCUUCUGGGACCCCGAAAACAAGCUGUACACGGUGCAGAUCUUGUUCCGCCAGUAG
Malassezia japonica is the source of this 726-nucleotide messenger RNA. RefSeq names its product CWF complex protein sap62 (gene sap62). Gene Ontology annotation, cellular component: U2-type prespliceosome; nucleus; catalytic step 2 spliceosome. The coding region runs from base 1 to 726 and encodes 241 amino acids. NCBI's taxonomy places the organism in Eukaryota, Fungi, Basidiomycota, Malasseziomycetes, Malasseziales, Malasseziaceae. The transcript is spliced from 2 exons. The record is from RefSeq and is a predicted model, not a curated record. Gene Ontology annotation, molecular function: nucleic acid binding; zinc ion binding. Gene Ontology annotation, biological process: spliceosomal complex assembly.